Messenger RNA from Colletotrichum phormii, 1101 nucleotides. RefSeq lists its product as uncharacterized. Lineage: Eukaryota; Fungi; Ascomycota; Sordariomycetes; Glomerellales; Glomerellaceae. The transcript is spliced from 3 exons. Bases 1 to 1101 code for a protein of 366 amino acids. The record is from RefSeq and is a predicted model, not a curated record.
AUGAUGCCACGGUAUUCAAGCUAUGCCAGUCUCUUCUCCGUCUUCAUAAAGACAUGCCUUGCGCAGAAUAAUAGUAUUGUUUCCAUUCCAUAUGAGUUGACAUAUCUACUUCCUCCCCCGUUCCACGGCAACCUGUUCCACAGCUUUGUCAACGGCACCAACACUUCAAAUGCGUCGACCAACGAGCUCCUUCAAUCUGCAACCAAUGCGCCUUUCAUCUCAUAUGACGACGACAACUUUGCAGGAGAAGCUGGAGUAUGGAUCAGCGACCGCAACGAAGUCUGGUAUACGACUUGGAUCAAUGAUGGGCCGACCCACGUGGAGAUUCUGGACCUAAACACCAAAACCAUCAGGAACCUGACUUCUUCGAAGCCAUUGGAAAAUCCCAACGGAGAUUCUAUCACCGAGGUCUCAUAUUGGCUUGGCGGUGUCGUAUCUGUCGAACCUGAGACAGGCCACGUCGAGACUGUGCUCAACUCGUACUUCAGUCUCAGGUUUGACAGCAUCGACGAUGUGGCUUGGGUCACGCAGCCGGGUACAAACAACUCCUACAUGUUUAUCACUGUUCUGCCUUUCGCAGAGGGUUCAACCACGACCGAUCGCCUGCCUCAGGGUCUGUGGCGCUGGGAUCCUCAAAAUCAUAUCUUGUUAUCGGCCAUCAGCAGAACCGAGUUUCCCGUUGCAAACGGUGUACGACCAUCGAGGGACCAAAAGACUCUUUGGGUCACCGACUUUGGCGGCGAGGAGCGAAGUAGAAUUUGGGGGCUACCAGCUCAGGUCGGAGUACCCGCGAUCUACAGCUACGAGCUGAACGAUGACAUGUGGCCUGUCAACAAGCGAAUCUUUGGGGCCUCUAGAAUGCAAGCUCCGGAUGGGAUCCGUAUCGACGACCAAGGCCGGGUUUGGACGGGUGAGGGCGAAGGCGUCAUGGUUCGAAGUUCCCAAGGAAAGGUCGUUGGCGUCUUCAAUGGACAGUAUUUCACGAGAGAUCCUGUGAAUACGGCAAUUGUACAGUUUGAGCUCGCCGGGGAUGUUCUAGUGGUGCUGGGCCAGAAUAAGUUAUGGACCGUCAAAUUAGCUGAGAUGGUCAACAGUGCUUAG